AUGGAAACCGCUGAGAUAUCUGCUUGGAUUAACGAUCACUUGGCUAAAAGCAAGGUUGUUGUAUUUUCACGCAGCACAUGCCCCUACUGUGUCAAGGCAAGUGGUAUACUAAUGGGUGAAGCUCCAUCUGAUGUGACUAUCGUUGAUCUGGAUGAUAAUCCAAAUCGUCCAGCUAUUAUGGAGUACUUCCGCGAAACAACUGGAGCUGCAACUGUGCCGCGAGUGUUUAUAGGCGGCAAAUUCUAUGGUGACUGCAGCAAGACGGUAUCUACUUUGCAAUCCGGAGAGUUACGUAAGGCGCUGCAAAACGCUGGGUGCCACUUGAAAUGA
This is a messenger RNA of Babesia sp. Xinjiang, 330 nucleotides long. Its product is annotated as Glutaredoxin-1. Gene Ontology annotation, molecular function: glutathione disulfide oxidoreductase activity. The coding region runs from base 1 to 330 and encodes 109 amino acids. NCBI's taxonomy places the organism in Eukaryota, Apicomplexa, Aconoidasida, Piroplasmida, Babesiidae. Gene Ontology annotation, biological process: cellular response to oxidative stress. The transcript is spliced from 5 exons. The record is from RefSeq and is a predicted model, not a curated record. Gene Ontology annotation, cellular component: cytoplasm.